This is a messenger RNA of Sitophilus oryzae (rice weevil), 3434 nucleotides long. RefSeq lists its product as uncharacterized. Bases 898 to 2511 code for a protein of 537 amino acids. NCBI's taxonomy places the organism in Eukaryota, Metazoa, Arthropoda, Insecta, Coleoptera, Curculionidae. The record is from RefSeq and is a predicted model, not a curated record. The transcript has 8 exons.
AGAGAAAUUCACUUAAAAACUCAUGUUAUAGUUUAACACAAUAAAAAUUAGAGUGAAAUCUCCCAGUUUAGAGUAUUUUCGCUCAUUAAUAAUCAUACGUUAUACGCGCUUUUUCGAUACCGAAUAAGCUAUUCCCCUUUCCCCUGUUCCACAGUUUUUAAUUAUCUGUUCGAGUCCUAGGUGUCUUUUGUCUUGUCCAGUGUUGCCAGAUGUAACAUAAUUAUCGAAUUGUAACAUAAUUUUGGAACAAAACUUUCCCAAAAACAUCUGUACCAUAAUCGAUAAUUGUAAAAUAAUUUGGUAACCUGUUACAAUUAAUGUUUUAUCAGCCAUGAAAUAUAUUUUUAUGAGAAAUAAAUUAACUUUAAGGUAGUCAAUGCAAAAUGACUCAAGUGGUUUUAUAGUUUAAAAAAAUGGUAGCAUCUAAAGCAGUAAAUAUCCGCGGCGGAUUAAGUAAUUCCGAUUUAAAAAUGCGGGUAGAAGAGAAACCAGACCCCAAAAUAUUAUAAAACAGACUGAGAAAAUACGUUUAAUAGCUGGUUUAAACCUAUUAAAAAUAAGUUAAACCAACAAAAAAUAGGAUCGAAAUUUAUUGCUAUCAUUAUAUUUUUUAGAGAAUUCGGUAUACCGAGAAUUCCCUCAGCCAAAUAUAUCGCUUGUAACAUAAUUUUGUAAUCAAUUCGAUAAUUUGAUCUACCUUGAUCCAUAAUUUCAUAUCCGACACCUGGCAUCCUGGCAAAGCUUCUCUUCGAACUUCGAAGGUGCCAAGGUCACAAGCCCAUAGUGUGUGUGCAUCGUGGCGUCGUGUGCAUUGUGCAGGUGCAUGUGUGUGUGUAACAGGCGUGUAGAUACGUGAACGUAAACGACCGAAAAAACAAUAACCCGUUAUUAAAUAGAAUGAUUUUCAAAUUAAAACACGGGGACAUUAUUAAAUGGUGCAAGGCACCGAAAUUGGAAAACAAGGAGGAGUUUAUGAAUAUCGUAUAUACAAAAUUUCCCCAACUGCAAGGGAAGACAUUAACCUUCGUAGACAAAGAUGGAAUUGAACUUGAAGAAGACUUUUUAUUUGAUUACCUGCUUUCUUCCAAUGAACAAUUAAUUCAAGUCAUAUUAACUGAGAAAAACGAAUUCAUUAAUUUGGAAAGAGCAUCAAAAUCAUACUGGACUGGAGCAUCUACUUGUACAACCAUAACAGAGGAUGUCAGUUCUCAAUCAGGAACAUCAACUUCAAGUUUUAUUAUAGAUGACAGCAACAUUUUAAGGCUAAUAGAUACUAAUGCUAUAUUGACAGCGCCUACUGAUCAAACACCACCAGUGAUAACAAAUGAAAUUCCAGCAAUUCGGGCACCGGGAAAGAAUAUUUCAUCUCAGGAGCUACGAGAACUGUUGGAAAACAGGAAUUGUAAGACAGUUUUUAUGGAAUAUGAAAAAUUAAAUUUUUUAACAACUUCUACAAGAAAAAUCCUUGUUAAUAUGGUGGUUGACAUUAUGUUCGAGCGACAUGGUUACAACGUGCCUACGCACAUUAAAACAGAAUACGCUAAGGCGAUUGUGGAUGUAUUUCCAAAACUAAAGGAUCCUUGCAGUCCUGGAGGAUAUGAAGCAUUCUUCAAUCCUGAUAAACACGAGGGCUUCUUAGCCUGGAGGAUAAAAACCGUUCUAAAAUCUACACCAUCUUUAAAAAGAACUCGUAAAAGGAAGGGUCCCCAGGACUUGACAGAAAAUCCAGUCGUCCCCGAAAAAAAAAGUAAUUGUGACAUUGAAGAAACCAUAGAUUUUUUAAAUAAUUGCGAUCCAAGGAACGACAGGGAAGUUAUUUUCGAAAAAAUGCAGCUUUCAUUCGAGCAAAGGCGGGAUAAUCCUGAUAUCGCCGCACGUUUUCUGCGGUUUUUUGAUACUCCUGGACUUCUUGAACAAGACUUUUCGCUGCUAUAUCCAGGAAAACCUACACUUUCGGAGUGCCUACCGCUGUAUAUAGACCGAAUACUUGAAGUAUAUGAAGCGAUUACGCCACAGUCAUCCUUAGCAUCCCACAUUGCCCUCCCUAGCGAUAGUGAUGAAAUGGAUGUAUGGAACCAAGAAACCCGAGCUUUGUUAGCUAUCUUGUAUAUGUUACCACCUUCUGCAAAGGGAAAGAAAGGACGAAUCAAUGAUACCUUGGCCACUGCCGAAAAAAAGCUUUUACAGUUUAAGCAGAUUAACAUUCCACUAAGUGAAAUUAUUGAAGUUGUACCUGGCAGCCCACCUUUCCUCAUCGCAGAAGGGGAAAGCAAAUGCGCUGUCGGUAAAUUUCACAUUUACCUAGAUGGAAGGUUAAUUCCAUGUAAAGAUGGGUACACGUUCUUGGAGGCUUUUGAUGCACUGUUCAUGGCAUACUAUGUGUUCAACUUAAAAUACGACGAGUCGCUGCAUCCCUUCUUCACCUUCUUGGAGAGCUUUUUUUAUAAAAUCGGAGACGAGAAAAAGCUAACGCCAAAACUGCGGGAGUUACGGUCGAGACUGACCGUAUAAUACAUUUAUUUAUUUAUAAACUAGUUUUAAUCGUUAAUUUUUUCAUGACUUUAUUACCGUUUUUGAUCUCGCGACGUGCCUUCCCGUGUGAUCUUUUUGAAGACUGAUAAUAUAUUUUGAAGUAUUUAUCUAUAUAUUUUUCGGCAAGCAAGUUAUAUUUAAGUGCGUUAUUUAUUUUGUUUGUGUACCUGAUGUACGUUUUUUAUUUUUUUAGAAUUAUUUCUCGGUUUAUUUUUUAUAAUACUGACUGAUUAUAACUUGGACGUACAACUAUUGCAAUCAUGUUGAACUGUUAUUUGUGCAAUACCUCAUAUAUGUCAAUGAAACCAUUAUUUGCGCAUUUGCGAAUUAAGCAUGGGCUACGGGAAGAUCCACUUCUAAACUUAAAAUGUUGUGUGAAGAGUUGUUUCUUGAACUUCAAAACUUACAGCGGAUUAAGAAAACAUCUGCUUAAGCAUAUGGAACUGAGUAAUAUUGAAACCGAUGAUAGUUCGGACUUGGACAUUAAUCAACCAAGUACCUCGUUUAAUGAGGCUUGUAUUAACGAAAGUAUUGAGGAUUGUGAAAGUGAUGGCAAAAAACUCGAAAAUUAUGAAAUUGAUAGCGAGAAUAUUAGUUACCAUUUCUCAAAUUUUAUGUAUACAAUACUUUCGUUACCAAUUUCUUUAAGCGAUAAGCAGUGUAUAUUUACGUCAUCUUCUGAGUUUCUUCAAUCCAUCUUAGAGUUAACCGAGUCCGAAAUAAUAAAAAGCCAAUCGAAUACUUCUGAUGCUUCAAAAAUAAUUAAUAGGAACAAAACUUUACUGCAAACUGAAUUCAGAAAUUGCAGUAGUAUUUACAAAAUCACAAAACACUUACAAUACAAUAUGAUUAAGCCUAAACAAAUAGUCAUAGGUCACCGAAAUGAGCAGAAACUUAACAAA